Molecule: messenger RNA, 4219 nt
Organism: Menidia menidia (Atlantic silverside)
Lineage: Eukaryota; Metazoa; Chordata; Actinopteri; Atheriniformes; Atherinopsidae
Source: the annotation of a GenBank genome assembly
CGUGGGCCCUUUAAUCGCUCAUGCCUGCCUCGCAACGGGUUUACUUUGAAAAUUCAAACCGGAAGUGGGCGUUUAUGCCGUAAAAACAGCGGCAGCCAGGCGUGCAGCGCUACUGACGAGAAACACAGAUUAAAAACAACAGCAGAGUUUGUAACAAGCCGAGCCAAAUCGCCGAGAAAUCCCCCGAGAGGACGCCGCUUGUCGCUGCCCGGCCGCCGGGAUGGUUGUCCGGAGUGGGCUGUAGACUCCUGCGGCGGGACUGAAGAGGAUGGGAUCAGAGCCCCGGUGCCUGAGCAGAUGUCUCUGGGUCGGCUUCUACGGCGUGCCUCCUCUAAGGCCUCCGACCUCCUGACCUUUAACCCCGGGGCGGGGGGCUCAUCGUUGCGCUCGGGCCUGGAUGGCGAGAUCAUCUUCUCCAAGAAUAAUGUUUGCGUGCACCCUGCGGAGCCCCUCCCAGGCCUGGCCGAGCACCACCCAGGCUACCUGUGUGUGCACGUGGAGAAGGACGAGAGUCUGGGAACCACUCUCAUUCUGACAUGGGUGCCUAAUUCUCGCAUCCAGAGGCAGGAUGAGGAGGCCCUGCGCUACAUCACCCCGGAGAGCUCCCCAGUGCGCCGGAACGCCCGCCGCAGGGGCCGGCGGCCACAUUCCCGCCCCCCGGCCGCCCAGGAGGAGGAUGAAGAUGAGGAGAGGAACAUUAGCAGCAGCGCCUCCACGGAGAGCCCCGGCCUGCUGGUGGAGGCCGGGGCCGACCCCGCCCCCCCCCACCAGCAGCAGCAGCCGCCCUCCGCCGGGGAGGAGGCCGACGAGGGCUCCUGCGAGCUGUCCGACGAAGUGAGCCGGGACAGCACCAUGGGUUCGGAUUCAGACACCUUUUCCUCCCCCUUCUGCCUGUCCCCCGUCAGUGAGGCUCUGUGUGAGAGCAGCAGCUCCGUCUUCCUGGACAGUGAAAGCAGAGAAUUGUGCGAGGAGGCUAUGAACCACUCGGUCAGCUCUGCGUCCAGCCUAGACAGCCACGCCCCCUCCGAGAGCAGCAGCCAGUCGCAGGGCAUGCGCUGGGAGGAACAGCAGAAGCUGCUGGCUCUGGAGCAGCUGUGUGGAGUUUUCCGGGUGGACCUGGGUCACAUGAGGUCGCUGAGACUCUUCUUCAGUGAUGAGGCAUGCACUAGUGGCCAGCUGGUGAUAGCCAGCAGGGAAAGCCAGUAUAAAAUCCUCCAUUUCCAUCAUGCUGGACUGGACAAGCUGGCUGAGGUUUUCCAGCAGUGGAAGUGCUGCAGAGAAACUCAGCUCAAAGACCAGGUGUCAGACGAGAAGUCGUGUAUGCAGUUCUCCAUCCAGAGACCCACCCUGCCGUCAGCCGAGACCCAUCCAGAAGAGAGGCUGUAUCGAAGGCUGGACGUCACCACCUGGCUACGCCACCUCAACCACAGCGGACAGGUGGAGGAGGAGUACAAGUUGCGCAAGGCCAUCUUUUUUGGAGGGAUAGACCCGUCCAUCCGUGGCGAGGUGUGGCCCUUCCUGCUGCACUACUACAGCUACGACUCCACAUCUCAGGAGAGGGAGGCCUGGCGGCUGCAGAAGCGCACUCACUAUCACGACAUCCAGCAGAGGAGAUUGUCCAUGAGCCCAGAAGAGCACAGUGAGUUCUGGAGAAAAGUCCAGUUCACAGUGGAUAAAGAUGUGGUUCGAACGGAUCGCAGCAACCACUUCUUUAGAGGAGAGAAUAACCCAAACGUGGAGAUCAUGAGGCGGAUUCUGCUCAACUAUGCGGUGUUUAAUCCGGACAUGGGCUACUGCCAGGGCAUGUCUGACCUGGUGGCCCCGCUGCUCACCGAGAUCCAGGAUGAAAGCGACACCUUCUGGUGCUUCGUCGGCCUCAUGGAGAACACCAUCUUCAUCAGCUCUCCACGGGAUGAAGAUAUGGAGAGGCAGCUGAUGUACCUGCGGGAGCUGCUGCGCCUCAUGCUGCCGCGCUUCCACCAACACCUGACCAGGCUCGGAGAGGACGGCCUCCAGCUGCUCUUCUGCCAUCGAUGGAUCCUGCUCUGCUUUAAGAGAGAGUUCCCUGACACAGAGGCUCUGCGUAUGUGGGAGGCGUGCUGGGCACACUACCAGACAGACUACUUCCACCUGUUCUUGUGCGUGGCCAUCAUCGUUCUCUAUGGGGACGAUGUGACCGAGCAGCAGCUCGCCACUGACCAAAUGCUGCUCCACUUCAGCAAUCUCUCCAUGCACAUGAACGGAGAACUCGUGCUACGCAAGGCCCGCAGCCUUCUCUACCAGUUCCGCCUCCUCCCCAGAAUCCCGUGCAGCCUACAUGACCUUUGUAAAUUGUGCGGCCCGGGGAUGUGGGACAGCCGCUACAUCCCCACUGUGGAGUGUUCAGGUGAACACCCAGACUCCCAGAGCUGCCCCUAUGGAGGCACGUCCACCCCACAGCCCUCCUCCCCCUCCCCUUCGUCCUCACCAAACCCCACCCCCACACCUCCCGCGGAAGGUAAGCGGGGCUCCAAAAAACGGGACAUUUUCACCUUUCGAAAGCCGUCCUGAGACGAACACCACGGGGAGCUUGUUUUGGUUAAAGUUAGAGCAGCAAAUGUUUGGAUCCCUCUGCUGGAUCUCCAGACUGCUUGCUGCCCCUGGACACCUCUCUCCACUCUCCAUAUUUCUGAUUUUUUUUGUUUUUUUGUUAUCUUAUUGAAGAUUUUUGUCAUUUGAUCUUUUCAUGGGGUGCAACGUGGAACACUGCCUUACAGAAUGUUGUUUUUGACGUUCACUAUCAUGAUUCUGCAACGAGGAUUGGUUCACUGUCGGAAAGAUCAGUGGUGGAGAAGCUGCUCCUCUUAGAGCACAAUGGACAAUCACCAGAUGCUGGGUUGGGCUUGAGCUACUUCAGGUUCAAGGCUGCCGCUGGCUUGGCAUUCGUCCACGGGCUUUGUGGGCAGGGGGUCACAUCAGGGUCUCAUGCAACUGGACUGAAUUCUUCAGACUCUGGGUCAAAAAGAACUGGGGAUUCAUUCACAGGACUUGAAGUCGAACCUUUGAAAAUGUUCCUGUGCUCCGACAAUGGCUCAUUUGUUUUAAUAUCAAACUAUAUGUACAUAUGUCAUGCCUGAGCAGGACAUUUUGAGAUGGAAUCCAAACUAUUGGUGUUAGCAAAGGAAGAUUAACCUACAGCAUUGGAAUGAAUUACUUCUCUUUUUUUAUUUAAUGUUUCAAAAAAUGAAUGUUUGCGUUUAUAUCAGUAGGUAAACAUAUUUAGCAAUAUUCUAUCUUCGCAUGAGAAAUCCUUUCCACAUAGGGGGCACAACAAACUUGUUGUCGGAAAACAAUUGAGCCCAAAACAGAGCUUAAGAAUGUGUUUAUAUAACAAACACUGUGACAGGGCUUCUCGUUUCUCAUCACAUGCUGGCAAAGAAUAUCCUCCUAGUUUCUGAAUGAUCGUGGGUCUUUUUUUCAUGUCAAGUAGGAGGAAGAGAAGCAUAUCAGUCAAAGGUUCAAGAUUCACACGCUUGCAUCACUAAAUAUCAAAUGUCUGAGGCAUAGGACACGACAUCAUAGUUGCCAAAGACAGCACGGAUCAUGGUUUCAUCCAAACUGGAAUGAAUAGCUCUCUGUUCUACUUGAAAUUUCAUCCUUUGAAACACGUUUGUGACAGCACUGUUUCCUUGUGCCAUUCUUCACAUAUUCACCUUGAAUGAAUGAAAACACACUCAAAAGAAUCCAUUCACAUGAAUGGAUCUGUUUUUUGCCUCUUCUCACUGAACAUCAACACUAUGAAAGUAUUGGAAACGUGUUUGAGUGUAUAAUCUUUAAGGAUCUCUUAACAUCUGGUAAGCCUUUGAAGGCCCCAUGCAGUUAUUUUGAGGAGAAUCAUAGUGGGAAAGAAGAGAUAUAGGCUUGUUGUUUAUGUAUUUAGGCUUCCUACAGGGAUGUGCUGCAUAGUGAUGUAGCCUCAGGUGUUAAGACGGUCUCCACUCAGAUUCUUUCCCCUGAGAGCCUCUGAGUGACACCCUCAGGAUUGUAACAUCUGCAAAAAAGCUGCUAAAAUGAAACAUUGAUUUGUUCACUGAGCCUUCUACAGUCUCCGCAAGACAUUCAAAACUGCUUUUCUCUGUGAGUUAUUAAAACAGCUUCUGGUGGCACCGAGAUUGCAUUGAAAUGAGUUAAGUUAAAAACACAUGAUGGGAAAAUACUGUGUGUGUGCGCGUGUGUGUGU